Plasmodium relictum is the source of this 747-nucleotide messenger RNA. Its product is annotated as conserved Plasmodium protein, unknown function. NCBI's taxonomy places the organism in Eukaryota, Apicomplexa, Aconoidasida, Haemosporida, Plasmodiidae. The transcript is spliced from 7 exons. The record is from RefSeq and is a predicted model, not a curated record. The coding region runs from base 1 to 747 and encodes 248 amino acids.
AUGAAUAAAUUUUUCCAUAUUUUACUUUUUCUUGAAAUAUUGCUUAUUUUUGUUAAUUAUAUUAAUGCUAAUUAUAAUAUUAAAACAAAAAAAUUAAUUUUUGAGUCUAAAUCAAAGCAAUGUAAAAAGUCUAUUUAUUUCUAUUGCGAAAAAGAAUCAUUUUUUAUAUCAAGUAAAGAUAAUGUAUAUGUAGAAAUUCAAGAUGAUAAAACAAUUAUAAACAGUUUAAAUAUAUAUGGAAAAUUACACACAAAUGAUUUAUUAUUUUUUGAAAAUAAACAAUGGAAAUUAUUCCACUUGAAUACUUUCGAUAUAAAUGAUAAUUCAUGGAAACCCUCGGAGUUUAGUACAUGCCACAAUUCUCCCGAUACGUUCCUUGGUGGACCAUGCAAAUUUGGUGCUACUGAAGCUUAUACUCAAAUUAGUAAUUUACCAAAGCAUAAUGUGUUAAACAUAAAAUUAAGAGUUCAUUUUUUUGAUAAAUGGGAUAAUGAUUCAUUAUUCUUACAAGUUGAUAAUAAAACAAUAUGGACACAAUCUCAUGAAUCAUGCCCUGAAGAAAAGUGUCUUUCAGGAAUAGAUGUUUGUGGCCAAAAUCAUCCUGACCGUUUAUCAGUUCCCGUAGAUGUACAAUUUCAACAUUCCUCCGAUACAUUAACUAUAUUAAUUGGAAGCACUUUAAAAAAGGCAACUGACUCAUGUGUAACAUCAUGGGGAAUAGAUGAUUUUAUCAUUUAUUAUAAAUAA